AUGGCGCGGUGGCAGCAGGAGCUGGGGGCUCCCGGUGACAUUGGAAGGCAGGACUUGGCCAAGGAUGUAGCACUGGGUGUAGGAGCCGUGGAGCCACCUGAGGAGGGUGGGGUGAGCAGUGAGGUGGACCCAGGUAUAAAGGUCUUCUCCAGCAGUGCCCGGGCUCCAUGGAGUCCUCACCAAGCCCAGGCAGAACCAGAGGAGGACCGAGACCACCUCUACCACCCCCAGGACGAGGCCAGGGAGGCUGAUGUGCAAGGGCUUCCCCUCGUGCUGUCCCUGGAGGUGCAGAGUGGCCCAGAGGAGGACCGUGACCACCUCUACCACAGCUGA
Molecule: messenger RNA, 333 nt
Organism: Chaetura pelagica (chimney swift)
Lineage: Eukaryota; Metazoa; Chordata; Aves; Apodiformes; Apodidae
Product: proline-rich acidic protein 1-like
Exons: 3
Coding region: 1-333 (110 amino acids)
Source: RefSeq, a predicted model, not a curated record